UUCUUCGCGGAGGAACCAGGAGGUAAAAGCCUCGUCACCCCGAUUCCACGCGACUUGAGUGACAAGAAUCGCAAUUUUUCGACGUCUGAAUUCCGCGGACGCUGUGGAGUUGGGGAGAGAAAAAAAAAAAAAAAAAGAAAAACUAACAAGUGCUGAAAGAAGUCGACGACGAUGAAGGGUGCUUUAGUUUUUUUGUGCGCGAGUUUGGUGAUCUGCCUCGCAGGGGUCGAGGCGAUGGGCAAGUACAGAGGACUCGAAUUCCUUGAGCCCUGCUCCAGGCGGAGCCCGCACUUAGAAGCAUGCUUGGCUCGUUCGGCCAACAUCCUCACGGAACACUUCAAACAUGGACUUCCUCAACUCGGCUUCAACGAGGUUGAACCUAUCAUUCUUGACGAACUUCACAUCGCUCUUGGCGGCGGUCCGGAUGGAUACAGGGCUCAGUUCAGGGACGUCGAGGCCAAGGGUGUCUCGGCGCUACGCGUAACAGGUCUCAGGGCGCGAAUCACCGAUGACGAAGUUCAGGUUCAGCUCGCCCUGAGCAUUCCCAGGAUCAGGGCCAAGGCCAAUUACCGAUCCAGCGGGAAGUUGAUUUUGGUUCAGGCCAGCGGCGCCGGCGAUUACUGGGGCGAAUACGAGGGUGUAAAAGCCAAGGUGUUCAUCAGAGCCAAGCCUACUCCAAUCGGUGGCAGACAGUACUUGCAUCUUCAGCAGCUCAAGAUGGACUUUAGCGUGCAAAACAUUAAAAUGGGUGUGGAAAACGUCCACGACGGAAACACGAUUCUUCAGGCUGCCCUCAACCUGUUCAUCAACAGUAACAGCCAGGAACUGCUCAAGGAGAUGAAACCGGACCUCAGACGGAAACUCGUCCAGGUGAUGACGGCCUUCGUCGAGAAGUUAUUCGACCAGGUACCGUACGACGCGUGGAUCGAGGAUUAGACCCGUCAAUACACUUGGAAAUCAUACAAAUAUAGAAUAAUACAGGACCGAGGCUCCUCGCCUCGAAGGAAAGUCAGUUCCCCCAGACUCAGGCGCAAGUCACACUUCGUCCGGUCAUU
Molecule: messenger RNA, 1055 nt
Organism: Neodiprion virginianus
Lineage: Eukaryota; Metazoa; Arthropoda; Insecta; Hymenoptera; Diprionidae
Gene: Jhbp2
Product: protein takeout
Exons: 4
Coding region: 172-936 (254 amino acids)
Source: RefSeq, a predicted model, not a curated record